Molecule: messenger RNA, 3028 nt
Organism: Pogonomyrmex barbatus (red harvester ant)
Lineage: Eukaryota; Metazoa; Arthropoda; Insecta; Hymenoptera; Formicidae
Gene: nan
Product: transient receptor potential cation channel subfamily V member nanchung
Biological process (GO): calcium ion import across plasma membrane
Cellular component (GO): plasma membrane
Molecular function (GO): calcium channel activity; protein binding
Source: RefSeq, a predicted model, not a curated record
AGGAGUGCUAAUGCCCAGCUCUCGCGGGCACUUGACGAUCCAAAUACUUGCACUCGUGACGUAACGCCACGUCCACGUGCCGCCUGCGAUUUAAUUUUAUGUGUGUCGCGCGGCGUGCCGUUCGCGCGACCGCGAAUCGCAACCGCUGGCACGAGUCCGAAUUCCGGAAUUCACUCCGAUUUCUCUCCUUCUUUUCGCCUCUGAGUCACACGAAAUUAAGAUGGAUUUUAUUCAAACGACAACUUUCCUUUCACUUGUCGUUUUUCAUGCUGUCAAAAUGUAAGUUGAUCCAAUCAAAUAUAUAUAGCUACCUACGGUUGCAGGUGGCGGACUGUUAGUGGAUAUGAUGAAAAGGGCCACGCAGACCAAGCAGUAUGCAGAGUUGGAUCACGCGAUGAGAACGAAGGUCGAACCCUUUUUAUACAACAAAGGAAAGGGCAAAUGGAUACCGGUGGAAAAAUUGGUUCUCCUACGAAAUAAAGAGCGUCCACGGCAUAAAAUGCUGCCACCAUUAAAAGCUAUGGAGAAUCCAACGGAUUAUGAUAUCGAUAAAGAUAUGGGCGAUGAAGAUGUUGAUGAAACUAAGAUAGAUAAAAGCAAAUACAGAUUGGUCUGUUGGAAUUUAAGUGACAGAGGUGCCGUCGGCGAGACCAUUUUGCAUUUAUGUAUGUUAAACGCAACUGCUAUCCAUGCUGAUUUGGCAAAACGUCUGUUGCGUUUCUAUCCAAAGCUUAUAAAUGAUAUUUACAUAAGUGACGAAUAUUACGGAGAAAAUGUUUUGCACAUCGCUAUUGUGAACGAGGAUCCGUCGUUGGUCAAGUUUCUUCUCGACAGUGGAGCGGACGAUCCGCGUAUUAUUCAUGAGAGAUGCUUCGGUAACUUCAUGUGUCCGGAAGACCAAAAAGCGUCAAGAUUUGACAGUAUGGACCACGAGUGGGUCUGCGUCUCAUCAGAGACCGAUUAUAGCGGCUACGUAUACUGGGGAGAGUAUCCAUUGAGCUUCGCCGCAUGUCUUGGCCAAGAAGAAUGUUAUAGGCUUAUACUGGCCAGAGGUGCAGAUCCUGAUAAGCAGGACACGAAUGGGAACACCGUAAUGCACAUGCUGGUGAUAUACGAGAAAUUGGCCACGUUCGACAUGGCCUACGAAGUAGGGGCUUCUCUCGACAUUAGAAAUGUCCAGCAGCUGACUCCGUUGACUUUAUCAGCAAAAUUGGCUAGAAUCGAAAUGUUCUUUCACAUCUUGAACAUCGAGAGAGAGAUAUAUUGGCAGAUUGGUAGUAUAACUUGCGCAGCCUAUCCUUUAUCCCAGAUAGAUACAAUUGACGUUAAUACGGGGACGAUCAACAAAAACUCUGCCCUGAAUUUGGUUGUUUUCGGUGACAAAGAUGAGCAUUUAGAGUUAAUGGACGGAGUGCUAGUCGAUCUUUUAAACGCCAAAUGGAAUACCUUCGUCAAAUCUCGAUUUUACCGUCAAUUCUUCCUCUUCUGCUUCUACUUCGUGCUGUCGCUGAUUAGUUUCACCCUUCGCCCUGGCCCGUCAGUCCCGCAAAUGGAUGAAAAUACGAAUGAUACAAUAAUGAGAACAAAUUCCUCCAAUAUAACAGAAUCCAUGAUACUCAAACCCCUCCAAAAUACGGAUCUAUCGGAAUUAGUUACGAAUAGCCUUGUAGCGGCUUUUACUUCAAGCCUUAAAUCAUCCUUAAACGUGACGCAGGAAUCACUAGAGAAAAUCCAGCUACAAGUAACGUCAAAUAUUACGUCAGCUUUGAAAAGCAUUUUGCUCUUGACGUUAGACGAAAACGAGGGCAUUCUGAGUCCUCCUGACGAAGCUGCCAUUCAUACAUUUUGGUAUACAGACAGCCCUCCAAAUGCAUCAGACUUUACGGAUAUGUAUAAUAAAACCGAUAUGAAUGCGACUGCCAAGAUGAUUAUCGAUGAUUCUUCGUCCAAAUUUGAUAAUCACAAUUGGUGGAAUGAUUUCACGGAAGAAUGCAGACUGAUGGAGCUGACACAAACGAGUGCAAAGAUUCGGCUGACUGCGGAAAUUGUUAUGUACUUUGCAGCGGUUCUUUAUAUCCUCGCUGCGCUGCGAGAGGCGAGAUUUUUAGGUCUUAACAUGUUCAUUGAAAAUCUUAUGACGGCACCGUCACGUGUGAUGUUUCUCUUCUCGUGCUGCAUCUUGCUCUCGUUUCCAUUCCUGCGAUUUUCCUGUGCCGACGAGGUCGAAGAUAUACUGGCGGUCGUGGUGAUGCUGACAACCGCACCAUACUUUUUGUUCUUUUGCCGAGGCUUCAAGACGGUCGGUCCAUUCGUCGUGAUGAUUUACAGGAUGAUUAUGGGCGAUCUCCUCAGAUUCGUCUCCAUCUACCUCGUCUUCGUUAUGGGGUUCUCCCAAGCGUACUACAUCAUAUUCCUGUCGUUUGACAACCCAAACACUCCGGAAGGCAUUGACGAUUCGGUCUCGAAUCCGAUGCCGUCGCCGAUGGAGAGCGUUAUGGCAAUGUUUCUGAUGAGCAUGACGAAUUUCGGCGAUUACUUUGGCGCAUUCGACAGAACCGAGCACGAGUUCGAGGCCAAGCUGCUGUUCGUGCUGUACAUGGCGAUCGUGGCGAUCCUGCUCGUAAAUAUGUUGAUUGCCAUGAUGGGCAACACUUACCAGAAGAUCGCUGAAACCAGAAACGAGUGGCAACGGCAAUGGGCGCGGAUAGUAUUGGUGGUGGAGAGAGGCGUGAGUCCUGCUGAAAGACUAAAAAAAUUGACGGAUUAUUCUCAGCCUAUGUCCGACGGUCGUAGAGCGUUGGUUCUUCGAUUACAUCAAACUGAAGAGGAUAAGGAAGAGAUGAAGGAGAUACUCGAGAUGAAAAGAACUCACGAUCGAUUGUUAAAGAAAAGACAAAACAGAAUGUCAAAGGAGAAGAUUCUAUCUGAGACGGAAGCUAUUAUUACUAGGAAUUAAAUAAAAAUUAUAUAAUUUUAUUACGAAUUAGAAGGAAAUAAAAGAAUUGCAAUAUAGAUUAGAGCAAAUUUG